CUGUUAAACAGAGGCAUGUAUGACUGUAUGAGGUCACCAUAUCAUAAAACAGAACAACAACACAACUCCCAAGCAGCAGCAGAAUAAUAACACUACAGUUCAAGUUAGGAUUAAACAACAAAGCAAGCUUUAUCUUGGGUCAAACGGAGUUAAAACACAAAAACAAAACAAUUAGAAAUAUCACACCUGAUACCCUCUGUAUAUAUAUAUAGAACUAACCAAUAUUAGUAUGCAGAAAUAAUCGAAACCUGAAAUAUUGACACUAAUUUUUGGCAGGAGUUAUGUAAUCUGGCUAAAAUUACGAACUGUGAUUUCCAGUUAACUACAGCACAGUUUCUACUACCUGCUAUGUUGAGGGAUACUACACAUCUGGUUUAAUACAUGAUAUUGGAUUACUGAUUAUACAUUGUAUUGAGGAUACCUAUUGAUUAGGACUAUUCAAUAUUUGGAAUACAGCUGGAUGUGUAGUGCAGUAUAUUAGUACAGCCUGAGUACAAAUAGAGUCAGAUUUAUUGCAGCUUUGUUACAAGACUAAUUGUCAUCGAUAUUAUGGAUAAUACUUGAUUUAAAGAUAAUUUAAAGAUGGAUGACAAAAGGGUGGCAGAGUAUUUUGUGGUGGCGGGUCUCCCAGAUAAUCCCGUCCCACUUGAAGAAUACAACAACGACACUGCUAUCAAGUCCACCCACAAACAAGACCCCAUAGUUGAUGUUGCAGUGAUUAUACGAAAUGCUGGGGAAAAGCCUCCUAAAGGGUUCAAAUGUGUUGAGCUUACACCCCUUGGGUUUCCUGCAGAUUUAAACCAUGGGAGUAUACGGAGCCCAGAAGUAUAUCUGUGUUACAGGAGAGGACGGGAUAAACCACCUCUGAUAGAUAUAGGGGUUCUAUAUGAGGGCAAGGAGCGUGUGAUGUCAGGGUGUGAAGUUAUACAUGUAACUCCAGGUGGGAGACCUGCCAAUGUUAACAAUAGUACCAGCAAUAGGAUCUAUAUUACAUUCAGACGUGCUGGUGAGACUGCCGCAAGUGAUACCCUUGCAGUCACAGAUAUAUGCGUCAUCCUCGCCAACAAGGGUGAAACGCCCCCUCAUGCCUACUGCCAGAUAGGCAAGAACCUGAACAAGGCCAUGGUAGGAUCUGAUGUUUAUCUCUGCUAUAAGAAGUCAAUGGCCAAGGCAAAUACUCUAGCAUACCAGCCAGCCAUAUUAAACAGGUAUCCAGAGCUCAACUACCCUGACUUCCCUCUACCAGACCAGGUCUCAAUGUUCUGUUUACCAAUGGGGACUACUAUAGAAAGCUGGUCCUCAACGGCACAACACCCUUUACCCGUAUUUUCCACUUUUGUACUGACGGAUGAAACCAGAGAACAGGUAUAUGGGGCAGCCGUCACAUUCUAUGAGGAAUAUCCAGAAGAUAAACUAAACGACUCCCAGAAAGAGGCUCUGUCCUUAAAAGAGGGCCCAACAGGAAAUCCAUACAAUAAAAUCCCAAAGACUGUCCAUUCUAAUAAAUCCAUAUGUUUGCUGUCAAGGUGGCCAUUUUUUGAUGCCUUUAAAAAGUUCUUGUCGUACUUAUAUAGGAUAUCAAUAUCAGGACCACAUGAUGUCCCUAUAGAAAGGCAUAUAUCUCACUUUAUGCAUGAGGUUCCAUUCCCCUCCCCCCAAAGACCAAGGAUUCUGGUUCAAUUGCGCCAAGAGGCCUUAUCUUUGUCCAUGCCUGAGGACUCUCCCUUGCCACACAGCGGUGCUUCAUUUGUAACGUUACUGAAGAAUCUUGGGCCAGAGGAUUCAAUGAACGUGUUGUUAUUUGCUCUAAUGGAGCACAAGCUAUUACUUCAUUCUUUACGCCCUGCAGUAUUAACCAGUGUCACUGAGGCAGUCAUUACAAUGAUCUUUCCUCUAAAGUGGCAGUGCCCUUACAUCCCCCUGUGUCCUCUGGGGAUGUCUGGUGUGCUUAAUGCACCCUGUCCUUUUAUAGUGGGUGUGGACUCCAGGUAUUUUGACCUCUACGACCCGCCCCCUGAUGUCACAUGUAUCGACCUUGACACACAGACAAUCUCACAACCAGAGGAACGGAAGUCCAUCAAUUAUAAGAUGCUACCAAGAAAGCCAGCCAAGGUUCUCCGUAACACUCUAGAGCGACUGUUUGAUAUUGUAUGUGAAUCUGCACCUGCAACUCCAGAUGAAGUUGCACUGGAUAUGAACAUGGGGUCAGUGGACCAUGAUUUCAAAAGGAAAAGGAAAGAGAUUAUUAUGGAGACUGCCGUACAGGAAGCGUUCCUUCGAUUUAUGGCGAGUGUUCUGAAAGGAUAUAAGCACCAUCUAUUGCCAAUAACUGCGGCUCCAACUGUAGGAACCACAGAUGCGAGCAGACUCUUUGACAUGCAAAAUUUCUUGAAAAGUCGAGAGAAGGCAAACCACAGGUUCUUCACAAGUAUUAUGAAGACACAGACUUUUAUACGCUUCAUUGAAGACAGAUCUUUCGUUUCGGACAAUGAUGCAAGUCUGGCAUUCUUUGAUGAAUGCGCAGAGAAGGUGGAUGAGAACAGAGAUGAGCCCAAGUUGAUAGAACUGGAUGAGUCAUUGCGACAGGACCGCACUGUCUUCAUCUUACCCCCUGAGCCAACGGGACUAGCAGAGGGGGUUAAAUAUAGCUAUAAUGGCUUCCCAGAGCUAAAUGAUGGGCUGUUCCUUCAAAGGAUAGUUCCCACUGGGUUUAAGACCCCUUCUAAACCACUCAUCCCCAACAGUCCCAUGGCAAGAAGGACAAAGCAGGAGAUCCGCUCAGCACAAAAGGUUGCAUUGAAGCAGUCAGGAACUCCAAUGUUGUGGGCCAAGUGUCUGCUAGGCCACUGUUAUAGCCUAUGGUUCAUACACCUACCAGCCUAUGUAAAAUCUGUACAUUCCAAGACGAAGGCUCUGAGGACUGCCUACCAUGUCCUUGUCAGGAUGCAAGCCUCGAGGCUGCAGGUCCCUGAUGAGGUGUGCUAUCGAGUACUGAUGCAGUUAUGUGGCCAUUACCAUCAACCAGUGCUAGCUGUCAAGGUGCUAUUUGAAAUGAAAAGACAUGGAAUCCAACCAAAUGCUAUUACAUACGGCUUUUAUAAUAAGGCUGUACUUGAAAGUAAGUGGCCGUCUAAAGAAACAAAUGCAUACCAACUGUGGACCAAAGUACGAAACCUCAUAAUGGGAGUUGCUCAGUUUAAGAGAGCUCUCCGCAGACGGAGCAUAGCCUCACUCUCAGAAAGUGACCUUGAUGGAAUUAGUCGGGCCAGUGUUGAUAGUUUCCUAGAUGACGUCUGCAGUGACAAGGUGGAUUCUGGGACAGGAAGUGGAACAGGAAGUGAUAAAAUAGAUGGUGCUACAAAACCAGAUGCUGCUAUGGGAACAUCGCCAGUUGAUACAGUGCACAAAGAAGAAGGGACCAGUAUAACAAGCCUCGGAGGUGCUUCUGACAGGGGAUACAGCUCUAUGACAUGGGAAGAGGCCAAGCACAUCAAACAGACUCUAGUGGCUGCCAAAACCCUUGAUGCCCUCCCUGGGGGUAUUGAACCAACUCCUGACUCUGCCCCUCAGGUUUCUCUGUUAACUACUGAAAACAAUGCAACAACAGAGAUUGCAUACACCGAAACAGCAUCAACAGUCCCUGAUAAGGUGGAUGCACCAGAGGGUGAGAGUACACCCCCUGUUGAGGUGAAACCAGAGAAGAAAGAUGAGCAUGUGUUUAAGGAGCCCAAGGGGGUCACUCCAAGGAAACACAGGAUGAGGUUUUGGUCAGGGAAAAAGAAAUCCUCCUCAAUGGAUAAGAGUAGUAUCAGUUCAGGGAGCAAGGAGAACUUAAGUGCAAUAGACCCAGCAGAGGAUUGGAGAGCCAGGUUUGGCAGUAUUGUUAAGAAUGGAAGCACUAAUGGUGCCACCAGGAAUACAGGUAGCACAAGCAGUACUGGGACUUUAAGAGCAAGUCUGGGUGAGGGUGUUGGCAGUUCCGCUGGAUUGUUGAUUACAAGUAGUCAAGCUGACGAGAAUGUCUUUAUUGAUUCGAACUCUGUGAAGCUGGCCAGCAGCCUGAAUAUUCCAGGACCAGAUGGUGAUAAAAACUUAUUGGACACUGAUCGACGACGUCAUAAAAGUGCCGAACAUCAUCGAAGUUCUUCCGAUGGAACUUGUAAUAAUCGUCACCAGAGUGGUGAUGCUGUAAUAGACAAUGACAAACUAGGAACUGAUCAGUUUAAGAAAGAUUCUGAUUGGGUGAAUGAACUGAACUCUAAUGAACCUAUGCAAAAGGGGACAAUGUUGGACACAGGUGGUUAUGUAAACGCUGAUUUUGAUGGUCGGCCCCGCAAUAGUUCUAGUCCUGCUAAACUUUCCACAACUUCUGGGGGUGGAGACACACAACCUUUGUUAACGCCUCUUUCACCAAUAGAGGCCACUAGUGGUCCCGAGUGCCAUAAUUUAGACGAUCAAAAGACACCAACAUCUUUUUCUGUUAACACUCCUGAAACCCAUUCCAGUAUUGACACUAGUACAACAGUGCGACCAACUGAGAUACCUCUCAGCACCCCUGGGGAGUCAAAGAAAGAUGGCGCAGUAGAGAGCCCAAUUCAAAUGACCCCAGUCACUGAAAAUGACCCUCUUGGUGUAUUUGUGGAUCCAUUAAGUAGUCCUACUAUAAAUAGUGACCCUUUGUCCAGUAAUGCAGUAAAUGAUCCUUUGUCCAGUAAUGUAGCAGUAACCACGACUGUGACUCUUGCUUCCAGUUCAUCCACUUCCAGCUCAACUGACCUUGCAGCCGACUCAUUAUCUGAAAGAGGGAGCCACAAGUCCUCCCCGGUGACAUCCACACUUUCAUCACCAACAAAACAACACUUACAAACUCUUUCUGAACUUCAGCCAUUUGGAGGUCGGAGUCGCACCCUUGAUGAUAUAGAUGGCGGUCCCGACCCUGUAACUCCAGAUGCUGACGCAAGUGAUACUUCCAAAGGAUCAUCUUUCAUUUGGGAUAUCCCUAAUAGACUAAGGGCUAUAAGUGAAACACCUGACCCGGCAGGUAAAAGACGAACUGAAAGUGAGAAAUCUGACACGUUAAGCAGCGUGGGUAGCUUAAGUCCCGCCCCCGAAUGGACUCCCAUAGGGCAACAGCAACCCCCUCCCCCUACAACUGAAUCCACUCCUAACACUGAUACAUCCGUAACAGAUUCCCCAGUGAAAAAAUAUGUCCCUAAAAGUGAAUCUUUUACCAAUGCUUUAAAAUUUGGCUGGAGUAAAGCAACUAAAAAGAUCAAUGAAUUAAAGGAAACAUUGCAAACGAAUACACCAACCAGGUCCGAUAGUUUGAACUCUCUGUCCAGGAGCAGCGACAGAGGGGACAAUGUUUCUUUUGAUGGGGACAAUGUCAGUCUGAAUAUCAAGAAAGGAGACAGUUUGGAUUAUUUGGGAAGGGGUGAGAGCUUCAAUGAUCCAAGGGAGCCAGACACAGACUCAAUGGACUCCUUUGCUUCAGGCAAACCUGCGGCCCCUUUUGGUGUAGAACCAAGUGCCUUAGAGUCAUUCAUGCCACUGAAGGAUUUUGAUAAUCUUUCUCGCCAAAACAGCUUCCACAGCCUUCAACAGUCGAUAUUCAACGUGGCGUUUGACGUUGAGAUUCAGAGCAUGACCCGAUGUAAUAGCUGUAAUUCCUUGUUGUAUGAUGAGGAAAUUAUGGCAGGGUGGUCGGCUAAUGAUUCUGACCUCAACACUUGUUGUCAGUUCUGUUCUUCAAAACUGGUCCCGUUCCUCCAUGUUUAUCUAAAAGAUCUCCGCCACGUGAACCAACCUCUGAAAUUGUCCGAAAGCAUGCAGAGCCUCCAUUCCAUUAACUCUUUGCCUACAAACAGAAUCGGGUUAAACCUAGAACUGAAACGUAGCGCAGCGCAUAGUAUGAGCAAUCCAACUUUAGCUUUGAGGGAUAAACAAGCCCUCAUUAAUAAAAGUGUGACUUCUCUAACUAGCACGGAUAAUUUAGUAAACUCCAGUUUGGAGAGUAAAAAUAUUAAACAAGCUCAAUCAGACAGUAAUGUGCUAGCCAAUAGUGAUAACAAAAAGUCUGAGAACAUAACAAACAAAUCAGUUGUUGAGCAUGCUAAGAGGACUAUUGACUCAACCAGGGAGGAAAGUCCUGCAUCUGUGACUGAUUCUCAUGGGAGUAGGGAAGAAAGUCUAGGUAUUAUGAUUGAAGCUCAUUCAAGCAGAAAUGAAAGUCCUGAGGUUGUAAUCCCAACUGAAGCAGAUACUUCCAUUGAUUCUCAAGUACAAAAUACUGAUCUACCACCUGCCAAAACAUCCACGGACCCCUUACAAGAAGCCCAAAAGGACCCCAUAGAAGUAGCAGAAACUGUUGAUCAACAAGAGGAGCCUGUGGCACCUACAGCCAGUGAUGUAAUUGAGGAAGAAUACCUGAAGCUUAAGGAAGAUGAUGCAGUUGAUGAGUUUGAUGAUGGUACAGACUCAAAGGCUGACAGUGGAGGGAAAGAUGACAUAGACAGUGUGGCUAAGGUUGAUCCUAUCAGGGUGCCGUACUUGAGUCCUCUUGUACUCAGGAAAGAAGUGGAGAAUAUUCUAGAGCAAGAGGGGGACAAAUGUCUCAACAAAGCUGACUUCUGUGAUGAACACCCUAUCAUCUUCUGGAAUCUGGUGUGGUACUUUAGAAGACUAGAGAUCCCCAGCCAUUUGCCAGGUUUCAUAAUAUCAGCUAAGAGUACCAAUACAGGCACUAAGAGUGUUCCUAAAGUGUGGGAGAAGAUCACAGACAGCAAGUAUGUGUUGUUGAGGCCAGGCUGGGAUAACACAAGACACCAUGAGGAGGCUGGCAGGCCACUCUAUACAAUGUGGAGUGAUACACAGAGUCAAAAUACUAACGCAGCUCUGGUCACUGAAAACCAGGUUUUCUCUAAGAGCGUCAUGCAGAAUAUUGUCGCAAGCAUUCAGUGUAAUGAUGUACAGACACCUAUCAAAGUCUUGAUGAGUGAGAGACGAAGGGCCCUGAAGCACCAGCCUUACAAUAAAUGGCUGUUCCGCAGCAUAUACAGAGACGUGCUGUUCCUCUCAUUAAUUGCAUGCGGCAAAGACAAUAUUGAUCAUGAUGCAUUUGACAUGGAGUAUCAGAUGGCAUACAACAAACUGAAGGAGAACAAUGAGUUGUGCAGAGCUCAAAACAAUGACAGACCACCUAAUCCUGCUGUGAUGUGGUGCAGGAAAUUAUUUGGAGUCCUAGAACUAUGAACAGAAAGCUAAGGUUGCCAUAACAACAGCGAUACUCUUGAUAUCAUCACAUCAUAGGGAUUUACUUCAGAUAUUAUUGUUCGAGCAAGAAUCGAUUUUGGAUUUUCAAAUCUAGAACUAUGAACAGAAACUUUAAGGAUAGCAUUGCUUCAGAGUUGCCAUAGCAGCUUACAAUAAUCUGGUAUCCUUAGAUCAUAAUGAUAGACUUCAUUCACCAUACAUACUGUUCCUUCGAGAAUGAUAUGUACCUGAAUGAUUUAAACUUCAUUACCAAGUUGUUUCGCACAGAAGUGUUAAGGAUAUACGAAAAAGAAAAUAUUUUGGUUUCCCAUUUAAUGUGGAAUACCAUGCAUUUUAACACUUUCUAAAUAUCCAUUGAGACAUUUAACCUUGUAGCACAUCAGCAAUUUGGGAGAUGGAUACUAUGGACUAUAGGGUUGGAAUAAAUGCUUGCUUUGCUUCGGGGAAUUUCCCCUAAAUGGGAGUUUGGACUAUUGUCCUUUUAAAAUGUAGUGGCUUAGUUAGUACAAUCUUGCCGAUGAUACUUUGUCCAGUUCCUGGAUAUGAGACUUUCGUAUCUAAGAAAUUUGAAGACAUGUUUGAAUCGAUGUAUUCAAAAACGUAUUGGACAAAACGUCAUACACUUUCUUGCUGAGGACAAGGUCAGUUUUUUUGUCACCCACAAACAUACAUUUUGGAAGAACGUUAAAUGAUUGACCUUGUUCUUAAGAAUUGGCACCGAAAUAUUGGCUCCAUACUGUACAUGAAUUGGUAAAAUUGCAGGUGCAUGCUUUGUAAUGUGAUCUCAUAUAAAAAAGAUAUCAGUAUUGUAUUAAUGACCCGUGCAAUUUUAUAUUUUUCCAAUAAGCCAAAAUUAAGUUGAGACUAAAAGAAUACAUUUUUUGUAAUAUAGAUUGAUAAAAAUCGUAAGUUUGGGUAUUUCUUUUGAGCUAUCUGCUUUGUGUAGAAGUAGCCAAAUUAUCCAUUUUGUGUCAUUUUUAGAUGGACAAAUUUCAAUCUCGCGUUUUUGUUGAGUGAAAACUAUAUGUUGAAUUGACUGAUCAUGGCUAUUUUCAAUUGAUGCAAAAGUAUUUAUCACCCACCAUUAGUCUUGUCCUUGUUCAUCCCCCUUCCCCCAAAACAAGGUUGUGGGGAUGUAAGGUGAUGUGGGGAUGACCAUGAUGCUCCAAUGCAAGAUAAAUGUGCCACAAAGAUUUACUUUGUUUUUCCCCUGCAAGUUUAAUUUUCUUUUCACUCACAAAUCAAGUGGAAAAAUUAUUUUCUUGCUAUGUUCCAAGAAUUGUAGACUGCCCUUUACUGAAGAGGCUUUUGGUAUUGCAAUAUUAAAUGUAGGCUGUUUGUAGAAUUUUAGGGCUUUUUCACGAUCAUGCAUAUGUUACAUGGUAUGUAUAUAUUAUAUAAGACUGUAUAAGUGCAACCCAAAACAAGAUAAUUAAACACAAAAAUUAUAUUUAUAAUAGAUAUUUAUUCAUCACUACAGUGAAAAUAACAAGAAAUAUUAAAAAUGACAGAAUAGAGUUUUUAUAUACUAUUAUUAGAUAAACACUACUCAGUCUGGGACAAAGCAAACAAAAAUAUAGACAAUUAGGUAGUUAUCAGCUGUUAAAUAAUGGAGGCAUCACAUUGCUAUUUUGUAAAUAUAGCAUGAGAGAAUAUUUGAUAUUGACAUUAUGUACUAUUAUUAAAAAGUUGUAAACAUUUUUUUUAUUAAUUUGUAAAUAUUGUAUUGAUGGAUGUAAAUACAGUAUAUUGGCGCAAAAAGAUUGGUACGUGGUUUAACAAUGUUUGCGACUGAAAAUAGUAAAGAAAUUAAUGGUCUAAAUACAUGUUUCUUGAUAUUUUAUUCUAUGUUAUACUUCAUAUCCUCAUAUAAAAAAAGUAUCUAUUGUAAUUUAAACUAAUUUUAUGAGAAAAAGUGUACUUUUGUCCCAAGAAAGUUCAUAAUAAUUAUUGUUCGUUCAAAUAAUGUGACAUUUGGCUUGUCAUGUGAUAUGUGGUGUGUCAUUUAAUGAAAACUUAAUGGAAAUAAAUUCUUGCUAAUGUUUCAACAUUUAUAGCAAGAAAAGUAUAUUGUGAAUAAUGAAUAUGUGAAACCCAAGGAGCUUGGAUAUUAGCAGGGUUACAUGGGUUAUGUGAAAUACUUGUAAAUAUUACCUUUAAGUGCUAUUGCAAUAAAAAUAAAGAAGUAAACUAGCAA
This is a messenger RNA of Owenia fusiformis, 9469 nucleotides long. NCBI's taxonomy places the organism in Eukaryota, Metazoa, Annelida, Polychaeta, Sabellida, Oweniidae. The record is from the annotation of a GenBank genome assembly.